AUGAAGUGGCUCUACUUUUUAUUCGCAUUCAUCUCAUCAGUGUUGGCCGUUACCACAACUUCAACAUCAGUAUCCAGGACCACAGUUUGGGCCACAGGAACUGAUUCGGCGGGUCUUACAGUUACCACACAAUCCAUUUUUACCCAAACCUUCAUGACUACUUAUACCACUACCACAGGGAGUGUUCUGUCAGGAUCAAUCGGAUUAGGCACGAUCUCAGGUUCCGUCGGAGGAAUUAGAACUUAUUCCUACACUACAAUUACCAACGCAGGUAACUCAAAUAAACCUUGGGACGGUUCCAACCUCAAAUCUGUUUCAUUUGCAUUAGUCACGAUAUUAGCUACUUUCAUGGGAGGCACUAUCUUAUUCCUUUGA
Dujonia railenensis is the source of this 375-nucleotide messenger RNA. The record is from the annotation of a GenBank genome assembly. Lineage: Eukaryota; Fungi; Ascomycota; Pichiomycetes; Serinales; Debaryomycetaceae.